AUGGAAAUAUGUAAAUUAUUACAUAAUAGUGGUGCAAAUAUCAACACAGGUGAUAUAUCUGCAUCUACUCCACUUCAUGUUGCGUGUAGAGAAAAACAUGAACGUAUUGUUAAAUUUUUAAUAGAAUAUAACGCAAAUGUUAAUGCAGUUAAUAGAAAAAAAGAGUCGGCAUUGUACACUGCGUAUUUGAAUUUAAUCCAAAUUGAAUGUUUGAAACAACACACUCACAUUUUGACAUCACUAUCUGCUUGUCGGAAAGAAUUUAGCAUUUAG
Messenger RNA from Mytilus californianus (California mussel), 273 nucleotides. RefSeq names its product ankyrin repeat domain-containing protein 22-like. Gene Ontology annotation, molecular function: protein binding. The record is from RefSeq and is a predicted model, not a curated record. Lineage: Eukaryota; Metazoa; Mollusca; Bivalvia; Mytilida; Mytilidae. The transcript is spliced from 2 exons. The coding region runs from base 1 to 273 and encodes 90 amino acids.